AUGCCGGCCCCCAAGAGCAGCCGCAACGGCGGGACCGAGGGUCACCGGCGGGGAAGGUCCUCGUCGUUCCACGGCCAGAGCGCCGCGUCCGUCGGUCAGCUCCGCCGUCCGAAGACGGUUCCUGACCUCCUGUCCCUCAGAAGCCUUGCUGGAACGGCGCCGGAAGGUGUGCCGAGACAGCCGCCGAAGAUGCUGUUGAAGGUAAGCGUGCUGAGAAGCCUCGCUCCCGUGCAGGUGCUGAUGACGCCGGAAUCCACCGUCGGCGACCUGAUAGCGGCGACGCUGCGACAGUACGUGAAGGAAAAUCGACGCCCAAUCUUGCCGGCCAACUCAACCUCCGAUUUCGACCUCCAUUACUCACAGUUUAGUCUAGAAAGUUUGGAUAGAAAGGAGAAUCUUAUGGAGCUUGGAUCAAGGACCUUCUUUCUGUGUCCGCGAAAGACUGGCACGGCCUUGGAAGGUAGCGUAACGGCGCCGUUUGCGUCUUGUGCCAAAGAAGCGAAAAACGAGAGGGAGAGGUGUGGUGGUGGUGGUGGUGGUAGUGCUUUUGCUUGGUUCAAACUCAUGCAAUUCAUGAUGUAA
Molecule: messenger RNA, 582 nt
Organism: Sphenostylis stenocarpa
Lineage: Eukaryota; Viridiplantae; Streptophyta; Magnoliopsida; Fabales; Fabaceae
Source: the annotation of a GenBank genome assembly